Messenger RNA from Babesia microti strain RI, 789 nucleotides. RefSeq names its product tRNA (guanine-N7-)-methyltransferase. Gene Ontology annotation, cellular component: tRNA methyltransferase complex. Bases 1 to 789 code for a protein of 262 amino acids. Gene Ontology annotation, molecular function: tRNA (guanine(46)-N7)-methyltransferase activity. Gene Ontology annotation, biological process: tRNA methylation; RNA (guanine-N7)-methylation. Lineage: Eukaryota; Apicomplexa; Aconoidasida; Piroplasmida; Babesiidae. The record is from RefSeq and is a predicted model, not a curated record. The transcript is spliced from 7 exons.
AUGGGAGUGGAGGAUGAAUUUGUUAUACCUAGAAAGGCAGAUUAUAGGCAACGUGCACAUUGUAAUCCAUUAUCUGACAGCCUAAUUCCAUACCCAAUCACUCCUAGACAUACGCCAUGGCACUUAUACUACCCACGCCUGAACACCGGCAAUGAUUACACCACCGAUAUCAUUAGUUUAAACACUAAUAUGUUUCCCCAAUCAUAUGAUAAAUUGUAUGCUGGAAAUCCAGCAAAUGUAACGAUUUUGGAUAUUGGUUGUGGGUACGGGAGCUUAUUAGUUACAUUAGCAGAUUUAUUUCCGGAUAAGUAUAUUCUUGGAAUGGAAAUUAGGGAAAAGGUAACUAAUUUCACCGGCCAACUAAUACAUUCCCUGAGAAGAAAGCACAAUUACCAAAAAUACAUGAAUGUAUACGUAGUUAGAACCAAUGCAAUGAGAUAUUUACCUAAUUAUAUUUGUAGCAGACAGCUGGAAAAGAUUUUUUUUUGUUACCCUGAUCCACAUUUUAAAAAGUCAAAUUGGAGGCGCAGAAUUAUUAAUGCUUCACUUCUUUCCCUUUAUGCAUAUUUAUUGAAACCAAAAGGAGUUAUUUAUAUAGUAACAGACGUACUGGAAUUGUUUGAGUGGAUGGUGGAUUCUUGUGACAAACACGAAUUGUUUGUAAAGGCUAAUGACGAUUUUUUGCGCACGGAUCAUUGUUACUGCAGGCUGCAAUUUUUGACUGAUGAGGGGAAGAAGUUUGAUCGCAUGGGCAUACCCUCAUACAAGGCGGCAUAUACGCGCAUUUAA